Messenger RNA from Solanum pennellii, 3559 nucleotides. RefSeq names its product receptor protein-tyrosine kinase CEPR2-like. Gene Ontology annotation, biological process: protein phosphorylation. The transcript has 3 exons. Gene Ontology annotation, molecular function: protein kinase activity; ATP binding; receptor serine/threonine kinase binding. The record is from RefSeq and is a predicted model, not a curated record. Lineage: Eukaryota; Viridiplantae; Streptophyta; Magnoliopsida; Solanales; Solanaceae. The coding region runs from base 394 to 3327 and encodes 977 amino acids.
GCCUUAUCUCUUCUUCUUGUCUUUUCUCUAAUCAUUUUGCCUUCCUACUAAAACCUCAUUUUUCUAUCAUCACUAAAUAGACUAAAAACCAACAAACUCUUCAUUCAGAAACUUCUUUUUCUUUUAUCUAUUUCUAGUGACUGAUACUGCAAAUUCCCAUUUUCCCUUUAGAGGGGUCUCAUUCAAAAUUUUGAAUUCUUUUGGGUAUUCAAGAAAACAAAAAAGUUUGAAGCUUUCUGCCUCUUUAUGUGUGAAUAAAUAAGAGAAACAGAAAAUCAUCUUACUAUUUCAGCUGUUUCUUGGAUGGACACCCAUCAUGGCAAUAAUGGAGUUCUUGAUUGGAUUUGUGUCCCCUCUAUGAAAUGACCCUUUUGCCCUUCUCAAAUUUCAAGAAUGGCCAGAAUCCAAAAACUCCAAAACUCCCUCUCAAUUCUUGCUGUUUUCUUGUUUUUGAAUUUUUUUGUCCAGCCAUGUAAGUCCUUAUCAUCAGAAACUGAGGCUCUUUUGCUUUUCAAAGAGCAGCUUAAUGACCCUUUGAAUUACUUGGAUUCUUGGAAGGACUCAGAAUCUCCUUGCAAGUUCUAUGGAAUUACAUGUGAUAAAAAUACUGGUCUUGUUAUCGAAAUUUCGCUCGAUAAUAAAUCGCUUUCCGGGGUGAUAUCACCUUCAAUCUUUUCACUCAAAAGUCUCACUUCUCUUGUGUUACCUUCAAAUGCACUAUCAGGGAAACUUCCUAGUGAAGUUACCAACUGCACCAGUCUCAGAGUCUUGAAUGUCACAGUAAAUAACAUGAACGGAACGAUACCUGAUUUGUCUAAGUUGACUAACUUAGAAGUGUUGGACUUGUCGAUUAACUACUUUUCCGGGGAAUUCCCAUCUUGGGUUGGAAAUAUGACUGGUUUGGUUGCGCUAGGCCUCGGAGAUAAUGACUUUGUUGAAUGUAAAAUUCCUGAGACUCUUGGGAAUUUAAAGAAAGUGUAUUGGCUUUACCUGGCAGGUUCAAAUUUGACAGGAGAAAUCCCGGAAUCCAUUUUUGAAAUGGAGGCACUAGGUACAUUGGAUAUUUCAAGAAAUCAGAUUUCUGGGAAUUUCUCUAAGUCAGUAAACAAGCUGAAAAAUUUAUGGAAAAUUGAGCUGUUUCAGAAUAAGUUGACAGGGGAACUUCCUGUAGAACUGGCAGAGCUCUCUCUUUUGCAGGAAUUUGAUAUCUCUAGCAACCAUAUGUAUGGGAAGCUGCCUCCAGAAAUUGGGAACCUGAAGAAGUUAACAGUUUUUCAUGUAUUCAUGAAUAACUUCUCUGGUGAAAUUCCUCCUGGUUUUGGAGAUAUGCAGCAUCUUAAUGGCUUUUCCGUGUACAGGAACAAUUUUUCUGGGGCAUUUCCAGCAAAUCUUGGUCGGUUUUCGCCCCUGAAUAGCAUAGACAUAUCUGAAAACAAGUUUACUGGUGGAUUCCCAAAGUACUUGUGCCAAAAUGGGAACCUGCAGUUUUUGCUAGCUAUUGAGAACAGUUUCUCAGGGGAGUUUCCGAGUGCUUACUCGUCGUGCAAGCCUUUACAGAGAUUGAGGGUCAGUAAGAAUCAACUUUCUGGGAAAAUUCCCAGUGAUGUAUGGGGACUUCCAAAUGUACUGAUGAUGGAUUUCAGUGAUAACGAAUUCAGUGGAACUAUGUCCCCGGAAAUUGGGGCUGCUACUAGCCUGAAUCAGUUGGUAUUAUCAAAUAACAGAUUUUCUGGUGAGCUUCCAAAAGAACUUGGGAAACUCACACAAUUGGAAAGGCUUUACUUGGAUAACAAUAACUUCUCGGGUGCAAUACCUUCUGAACUUGGUAAACUAAAGCAAAUUUCAUCUUUGCAUUUGGAGAAAAACUCAUUCUCCGGGACUAUCCCAUCGGAAUUGGGUGAAUUUUCUAGGCUUGCAGACCUGAAUCUUGCUUCAAAUCUUCUUACAGGUAGCAUUCCCAAUUCCUUAUCAACAAUGACCUCUUUGAACUCUCUGAAUCUUUCACACAACAGACUCACUGGUACAAUACCAACUAGCUUGGACAAUCUGAAGCUGUCUUCAUUGGAUCUCUCUAACAACCAGCUAUCAGGAGAGGUAUCAUUAGAUCUUUUAACGCUGGGAGGAGACAAGGCAUUAGCUGGUAACAAAGGACUUUGUAUCGACCAAAGCAUCAGAUUCUCGAUCAACUCAGGCUUGGACAGUUGUGGUGGAAAGGCUGCUAAACAUAAGUUAAACAAACUAGUGGUAUCUUGCAUUGUGUUGCUUUCCUUAGCGGUUCUAAUGGGUGGCUUAUUGCUCGUCAGUUACCUAAACUAUAAGCAUAGUCAUGACAUAGACGAUGAAGAAAAACUGGAGCAAGCCAAGGGAACAAAUGCAAAAUGGAAGCUUGAGAGUUUCCACCCUGUGGAAUUUGAUGCAGAUGAAGUCUGUGAUUUCGAUGAGGACAAUUUGAUCGGAAGUGGAGGUACAGGAAAAGUUUAUCGGUUAGACUUGAAGAAAGGUUGUGGAACAGUAGCUGUGAAGCAGCUGUGGAAAGGGAUUGGUGUGAAAGUUUUGACAAGGGAAAUGGAAAUCUUGGGGAAAAUCAGGCACAGAAAUAUAGUUAAGUUGUAUGCCAGUCUAAUGAAAGAAGGUUCAAAUAUCUUGGUUUUUGAGUACUUGCCAAAUGGUAAUCUUUUCGAGGCACUACACCGAGAGAUCAAGGCUGGCAGACCAGAACUAGAUUGGUACCAGAGAUAUAAAAUAGCCCUUGGAGCUGCAAAAGGAAUUGCUUAUCUGCAUCAUGAUUGUUACCCUCCUAUUAUUCACAGAGAUAUCAAAUCAACCAACAUUCUACUUGAUGAGUAUUAUGAAGCAAAAGUUUCAGACUUCGGGGUUGCAAAAGUUUCAGAAAUUUCUUCUAGGGGAUCCGAGUUCAGUUGUUUUGCAGGCACUCAUGGUUACAUGGCGCCUGAAAUGGCAUACACUCUCAGAGUGACAGAAAAGAACGACAUUUACAGCUUUGGUGUCGUGCUAUUGGAGCUAGUAACUGGAAGAAAACCUAUAGAAGAAGCCUAUGGAGAAGGAAAAGACUUGGUCUACUGGACCUCAACUCAUCUAAAUGACAAGGAAAGCAUUAACAAAGUUCUUGAUCAAAAGGUGGUAUCUGACCUUGUUCAGGAUGAAAUGAUCAAAGUGUUGAGAAUUGCCACACUUUGUACUACUAAGCUUCCUAAUUUGCGUCCCAGCAUGAAAGAGGUUGUCAAUAUGCUCGUCGAUGCUGAACCCUUGACAUUUAGAUCUUCAAGCAAAUCUGAGAAAAAAGGGAACAAUUUUUCUGAGGUCUAGUUUCUCUCUUUUUUUUUUUUAAUAUUGGGGUUUCCCUGUUGAUAGUUGCUCUGUAGUAUAAUUCUCAAGUUAGUUUUAGGUAUCUGAUAUACAUAAAUUUAUACCAUGUGAUGUGAUAUUCCACUUUCUUUAUGUAAAAGUUCGAAUUGUGUAAGAUAAAAUGUACUUUUUUUCUGCUGUGAUUGGAAACUUCAGAAGUUGGAUUAAUCAGAAAUCUGGGUAUUUUUGUCCA